This is a messenger RNA of Paraglomus occultum, 957 nucleotides long. NCBI's taxonomy places the organism in Eukaryota, Fungi, Glomeromycota, Glomeromycetes, Paraglomerales, Paraglomeraceae. The record is from the annotation of a GenBank genome assembly.
AUGGAUCCAGUUGCCGUGCAAGUAGAAAUUAAUAACUUUUUGGAUCACACUGCUUCAAAUCCUAGAAGAGGAGCGAAAAAAGUAGAGACUAGGGAUACAUAUUUUGAACAAGUAGGUCGUUCUUAUGCGAAUCUCGCACAUGACAGGCACUGGAGGAAUGCAGACGGAUCGGUGUAUCCAAUUUCGGUCGAACAUUUGAAAGAGUAUAUAAUCUUAAAAUAUGAAUCUAGUAAUAUGAAAAGUGUACUAUGGCAUAUUGGGGCAUUGAAGAGAUAUCAAACAGAGGUGCUCAAAUUUAAAAAGUGGGAUGAAGUGAGAAAUCAUCCGGAUGUCCUAAAACUACUCGCUGAGUUGGAAGAAUCAGAAGCAUACAAAAGUGAUGAUGAAGGAGGAAUAGCGCCAUUGGGAGGUGUGCAGAAUCGAGGAAAAGGUAAAGCUGAAGAUUUAUCGCUCAAGACAAAAAGGCCUGUAUCCCGGUUCGAUCUUUCCAGACGUCCUGCACAGACAAUCUUGGCCUUACUUGGUCGUACGAAUGGCGAAGGUAAUGAAUCUUUGGGGGAUGCUUCCGGUAGCAAUACAGCAGCGACUGCUGCUGAACCUAGAUUUGAGCAAGGCGACAGUUUUAUGGUAACUGACGACUCUGGUAAUUAUAUGACAGUCAAGAGACGAAGACUCAGAAGUGAAUCGGAUAGUGAGUCGUCGGAAGAUGGACCAGAAUCGUUUAAACUUCGUUACGACACUGCAUUAUCUAUUCUAAAGUCAAAAUAUGUAAACUCCUGUACUAAACACCUUCGUGGGUGUUUUCCUAUCGACGAGCGUCGGCACUUGCUCUUGGACGAGAAAAUGAUCAAGCGAUGGGCAACAUUGAUAGCGUCAGGCGAUGAUGUUAUUGUUGAAAGUCCACCUCAAUUCGAAGAAUUCCCCGAAUUUAAUACAGAUAGAGCAGUAUGCAUUUAA